UGUUGGGGAGGGAGGGCUGGGGACACACGGGGAUGCGAGUAGCGUUUCUGAUGUUGAGAGUGACGUGCACGAAGACCCUUCCACAACCCGCGCCGACUCCUUCUACUACGCCGAAGCCAUCUGGUCCUACGACAAACAACUUCCCGACGAGCUCUCCCUUGCCGUCGGCGACGCUAUCACUGUUCUCGACAACAACUCCGACACACAGUGGUGGAAGGUCGAGAACGCCAAGGGGGAGUCCGGGCUCGUUCCUGCCAAUUACCUACGCGAACGGCCCGCGCCGAACACGAGGGAUGCGUCCGCGAUUCCAAGCUGGAUGGCCCCGGGGAAGGGUGGGGUGAGGGAGUAUACACCGCAGAGCUCGUCGGGGGAUCUUGGCGGGCGGAGUAGUACGGCUGGGGAAGGGUUUAAUGCCGGGUAUGCCACCCCGCCGCUACCGAGCAAGUUCAAGCGGCAGAUGAUGCCCAAGUCGACGUCGUUCACGAUUCAGAGUUUAAGUACGUGGGGUGAUGAGGAUGCCGGGGAGCAAGGGCGGGCCAGCGUGGGUGGUGGGGGCCGGUCACGGAGUUUGGAGGAUAAUACGGGCACGGGUGCGGCGGCAUCGCUUUACGUGCCUGGAUCCACCGGCGGGGGGCUGUCGAAGAGCAACAGUCUAAACACGAUCCACCAAGCAUCAGCGUCGACAUCAUGGGCGACGAAAGUCGACCCGGCUCGCCUCCCCUCCAUCCCGGCCGACGAGCGCAAACGGCAAGAAGCCAUCUUCGAGCUGAUCGCGACCGAGCAGAGCUACGUACGUGACCUCGAAUCCAUCUGCCAUACCUUCUACGGACCCAUGUCCGGCAUGCUCUCCCCGCCAGACCUGGCCGCGAUCUUCGCCAACAUUGAGGACAUCAAGCUCGUUAACGCGGUCAUCCUUUCCGACUUUGAAGCCAUCCAAACCGAGCAAGACUUCAUCAUCGACGGCAUUGGCGAGAUCUUUGUCCGGCACGCGGGCUCGCUCACUGUGUACCAAUCCUACUGCGGCAACUUUGCCCACGCGCUCAAAGUCCUCCAGAAAUGCCGCACGGACAACCCGCGCCUGCAGGAGUUUCUGAAACGCGAGCAGACGAAUAACCCGCUGUGCCGAUCGCUGGAUUUGAGCUCGUUUUUGUUGCAGCCUAUGCAGCGGAUCACGCGGUACUCGUUGUUGUUGAAGCAGGUGCUGCAUUAUACGCCGAAAGCACAUCCGGAUCAUGAGGCGGUUGUGAGGGCGCUGGCGAUGAGUGAGCGCGAGGCGGAGAUGGUGAAUUCGGCGGCGAGGGAGAGGGAGAGUAAGGAGAAGUUGGAGGAGGUUGGGAGGGUGUUGGAUUUGAGUUGUAAUGAGGAGCACAAACUGGAUCUGACGGCCCCGACGCGCGUGUUUGGACCCCGCAUCUUUAUCCAUGAGGGCGACCUGACGAAGAGCAAGAGUGGGCGGAAACUGCAUGCGUAUCUGUUCAAUGAUGUGCUACUACUCGCCCAGCCUAAGGGGAAACAGGAGCGGAAUGUUAAGGGGUAUACCUAUGGGUUGUAUAAGAAGCCAAUGCCUCUCAACGAAAUCGCCGUCCGCGACCCGCACAAAGUCGGCAAAGAAGUCGCGCCGGUCGACGAAGCCUGCUUCCAAAUCGUGCAUGGCCAAGACGCCGUAACUGUGCGCGCCCCCUCCGCCGCCGCCAAACGCAAAUGGGUCAACACCCUGGAGGAGCAGACCCGCCAGUACUUUGUUGCUGAGAAAUCCCUCGCUGAGGGCGCGUGGAAGGGCGGGCGGUUUGUGGAGGGGCGACCGAUUGGGACCUUGUCGGUGAAUGUCCUCGAGGGGAAGGAGUUAGCGGUUGGAGGGGCUGCUUCUAAAGGCAACAAACUGGAGAUCUACGCCCGCGUGCAACUCAACCGGCAGCAAGUCAAGACGCGCACCGUCAACUCGCGCACACCGCAUUGGAACCAGACCUUGGUCUUCUCGGUGCUGAGUCUGGACGAGACGCUUAAGUUGUCGUUGUUCAAUUAUGAUCGGUAUUCGCAGGAUGAAUACCUCGGACAUGCGGCGCUGUCUUUGGACCUACUAGAAUACUACGGCGAAAAAGAAACUGAAGUCAUCACCCUGCCCUUACAGGACGUCCGAGGCGGCUCCAUAUCCGUCAAGCUGGCCUUCAGACGAUCUUGAUACCACGGACAGUAAAUCACCCCAACUUUGUAUACAUAGCCUUUCGUCGUCUUCUAUGCCUCACCUUGGAGCAACCACACAUUUCGUACUUUUCGGGGCAUCAUGUUUUACGUCUUUUCCCCUUCACUUGGCACCUACCGCAUCAUUUCAUGCAUUUCUUCUUUGACCCUUAUUUGUACAUGUACAUGUUUGCCUGUGGAGCCUCGAGCCGCGAAUAUGAAUGAUUGACCGCACAUGACAC
Molecule: messenger RNA, 2420 nt
Organism: Fimicolochytrium jonesii
Lineage: Eukaryota; Fungi; Chytridiomycota; Chytridiomycetes; Spizellomycetales; Powellomycetaceae
Product: rho guanine nucleotide exchange factor
Exons: 7
Coding region: 317-2179 (620 amino acids)
Biological process (GO): positive regulation of Rho protein signal transduction; intracellular signal transduction
Molecular function (GO): guanyl-nucleotide exchange factor activity
Source: RefSeq, a predicted model, not a curated record